AUGGACACUCAAAAUGAACCCAGCCAAAGCAACACUCAUGAGCGUGAACAUGAAUAUGACUAUGAAUAUGAGCACGCUUUGGAAAGAACCAGGUCUUUUGACGAGGAGCCAAAGCAGCCCACAAACCUUCCCAACACAAUAGAAAACGCCCUCCAAACCGUUGACGACGCAAAAUCAGCGGCAGAUAAAAAAGCAAAGAGACAACACCACCAAAAGUCUACAGCUUUAACGAGCGAUGACGUGAAAUAUCUCUUUUCUGGCGCGCCGCAUUUCAUGCUCGAAAAGGGCCACCACAAUCAUUGGUAUCCGCAUGUGCUUUUUCCCUGGGAUACUAGCCUGCCCAUACAGGAUCUCUGGGAUCGGGAGAUGCUGCGCCAUGAAUCGUUCACGCUGUCCACACUACACGCGCAUCUCCCGGUGCCGAAGAACUUGCCGUUCAAAGGCACUUCUGAGAGAGGCAAGGACCAGGCUGCAGAAAAUUGGAAGUACGAAGACGGCGUCAAGCGAUCCUCGUACGAUUUAGGCAUCUUUGAAGUUCCAAAUAUGCUCUCCAGGAAUGGCAAGGAGCCGGGCGCAAUCGGAUUUCGGCAUUACCUAGAGCUAGCAACAGCCGAUGCCGUGCGUUACAAGCAAGAUGUGCCCAGGGGAGAAUCUCUCGAUCCGCAUCUUUUGGCGAACGUGCCUUUGACAGAGGCCUUCGACACGCUGAGCCAUCUAAGAGAUCCAUAUUCGCAAUGCCAUCAAGAUAUCAUCUUCGACCGACACAAGCUGCUGUGCGAGGGUCCUGCGGCAUGGAAAAGAAUUGGCAUUCGUGAUGUUCACAUUAACGAUAUUGUGGACAGGUUAGAAAAGCUCUCCAACUUGAGGCUAGAGGCCUUGAAACAGUACUCCGCCGCUUCUACUUCUACUUCUACCGGGGAGGAGAAGCCCGGGCAAAACAAGACAAUUACUAUCCUAGACAAAGAGUCGACUGAGUUACUGCACAAAGAGCUUUAUACCAAAUUCCUAUUCCCGCCGCCCCGAGGCUGGAGUCAUCAUGCACAUGAAGAACUCAAAAAUCAGAUUGAAGUGAUCACCAGAGUCCUCGCUGUCAAGGGUGCAUGGCUCAACCUGAGUCUCCCCGAGUGGCGAUUGCGUGUAGGACAAAUACUGUGGGAAAUGCCUCCGCACGCAGAUGGCGAUUGUAUGGACUGCAUCAAACCAUUGGGAGAAAAGAAAACUCCAAAACCGUCAUCAUCAGCAUCACCAACAGGUCCAUCCAACCUGAAUAAAGGACUGGAGAGAAAAUGGCUUCUCCUGCAGCUCGUUUUCGCGGGAGAACUGCUAAUUCGUUUGGAUGCCAUUGUCCAAUUGGCUGUGUUACAGAAUUCUAAAGACAUGUCAGUUACAGCGCAGGAUAUGCGUGAGCUUGAUAAGCUGCGGCAUGGCAAAGUGAAUUGGGAUAUUCUCUUCUUCCAGCGCUUUUCUGAUAAUCUGACUAUCAAAUAUCUACCCAAGAGUUCUUUUCAUUUGCCUGGACAGUCAGAGCAGCAGCAGCAGAAACAAGAAGGAACACGAAAUCCAGCAAAGCAACACGGCCUUCUGUCUAAAUUCGGUGGCAUUUCGAAACACUUUCAUUCCAAUUCCAGUCAUACACACUCACCACAAGAGUCUUCACUUGCGGAAUCGUCCUCAUCAGACCCUAUCUGGGACUGCAUUGCAAUUUCCGCUCGUCAUCCGGAGCGACAAUUAAAAGGGCUUUCUGUGUUUGCCGAAACUCUUGAAUGGCCAGGCUACGAGGCACUCGAAGCGCGUAUUCGGUCGAACGUGCAACAAAAAGAGGGAGAGACUAUGACUACGGAAACAGUCAGUUUGGCGUACAGUGUUCCCGUCAAAAAUACCGAAACGUCAAGACUAUUCAGCAAGAAGGAUACAUAUACCAGGAAUCCGCGUCAUCGAUAUUUAGUACUCCAUAGAAACAAAUCGGGUGAAAAUGAUGCUAUUCGAGGAGGAUGGCUAUCUAGAGCGUGGCUUACGGGCCUCGUGAUGCCCGGUGAAAAUAUCAGUCAUUUAUUGAUGGCUACACUCCUAGAAAACGACCCCAAUGCCCUUCACACACUGGGCACGGUGGCGAACUUGUAUGGCGGGCUGAGUUACGGAGAUCAGGGAUGCACAUGGUGGAGCACGCAAUGCGUCGUCGGUAGAGUUCUUGCUGCCCUGGAUGGGUCAAGAGUGUGUACGGGGUGGGUGAAGACGAGCAUUACGCCUGUACAUGACCACGGCGAUGAGAAGAAGACGCCGCUGAAACUUACAGACACCUGGUUCUCGAUUGAGGGCGUUCAGGAGCCUUUACAAAAGAACACACGUAUUCGGCAGGGCACGAGGUUGGCUAUUGAAUCGAACCCUCUUGGAAGAGGCAGAGUGUCCAAUGAUACAUUUACGAUACCGCUUGACGAUGACGAUAAGGAGAAGAAUCGGGAUGUUAGUAUGAAGCUGAACGGACUCACGUUGUCUCGACCUGAGAAUGCAGCAGCCUCCAUCAAUAAUAUCUUUGUGGCUGAUCGCGCUUCGCUUGCGUUUGAGAUCACCACCACUGCUACUACCUCCAGUACUGAAUCACGCCACCCACUCCACAAAUCAUACGCAUACAAACACGUUUCACUACAAGACCUGCGUGCAUCUACCCGCCCACCAGUCGUCCACUUUACUACCCCUACUCAUAACCCAACCCCUACCCCUGCUUCCGAAAAACCACCUACGGAAACAGACGGAGAGGUAGCAGCAGAGGAAGAACCAGUAUGGAUCUUGGACGCGCGCUGCAGUCGCGACAAGGAAGUCUUUGCGCGGGCGUGCCUGGAUAUUCCCAGCAUUGCAGAAUCUUUCCGUCAGCAGUCUAAGAUAAGAAUGAACUCUGCUCAAGUCCCCCAACAUGUAUCGGCAUUACUCUCACACCUUACCUCGCGGCCGGGCGUGCAAUCGACUCUGAUCCUUUCCCGCAAAGAUGGCUCAAUCAUACAAAGCACCGGUCUACUAGCGACGACGUCUACCUCUACAUCCACACCACAUGGAACCGGCAACACCACGACAACAGCCACAACAAACACAGAAAAUGCCUCCAAUCCCGGUGGCGGCGGUGGUGGUGGUGGUGGAGGAACUGUCACAGGCUCUUCCGACCCUGCUGCAUCCUCACCGGAAUCUGUCCCCACCGCAUCAGCUCAAAGCCAGAACACAAUACUAGCCCAACAACCCUAUAAACCCAGCCAAGCGGAGGCCCUUGCCGCCCAUAUUUUCGCUUUUAUGUCUGGCGCCUCUGGCUUGGCGUUGUCAUUAUCAGGUUCGACGGGCAGCGAAGAUAUUCCGGGGUUUGAGUCGCGAUCGAGAAAUGUAAACGGAACAACAGCAGGAGAUGGCGCUGAGAAGGCGCUGGACGAAACAGCGACAGCGACAAACAUGACGUCAGCAGAGAGGAUGUAUGACCGCGAAGAAGAUGAUGAGAUUAAGCUCUUGCGACUGCGCACAAAGAAGCAUGAGAUAGUCGUUGUUCCUGAUCGGAAGUAUUUACUUUGUGUUGUUCAUGAUGCUUCUGGGGCUGCUGCCGCUUCUUCCUCUUCUGGGUCUAGAUGA
Talaromyces atroroseus is the source of this 3603-nucleotide messenger RNA. RefSeq lists its product as hypothetical. The record is from RefSeq and is a predicted model, not a curated record. The transcript has 4 exons. Bases 1 to 3603 code for a protein of 1200 amino acids. Lineage: Eukaryota; Fungi; Ascomycota; Eurotiomycetes; Eurotiales; Trichocomaceae.